Molecule: messenger RNA, 911 nt
Organism: Fomitiporia mediterranea MF3/22
Lineage: Eukaryota; Fungi; Basidiomycota; Agaricomycetes; Hymenochaetales; Hymenochaetaceae
Exons: 4
Coding region: 34-660 (208 amino acids)
Biological process (GO): mitochondrial respiratory chain complex IV assembly
Cellular component (GO): mitochondrial inner membrane
Source: RefSeq, a predicted model, not a curated record
ACAUACCCCGCCUACCGCCCUCACCGUCCAAUCAUGAAGCUCGUCACGAAAGAAGACCUUGAGAACCAUGGCAAGGCUACAAUCCAAGGCAUGGUCGAAGGUUUCCUCGGCGGUCUAGCAGCCAGCACAGCAGGUUUCUACUACCUGAACAGACGAAUGCCAUACUACCGUUCUCUCCCAGUAACGAUCAAAACUCUCGGCUUCGUACUCGUCAUCGCACCCGCCGUCGCUGCCCAAGCCGAGCGACGCGGCUUGCAAUAUGAUAUGGAGAACCAUUGGGAUAGUGCAGGGAAAGUAGAGAUGGAGAGAGAGGAAGCGGAAGAGGAGAAGAGGUGGAAUGCGUUGACGCCGGGACAGAAGAUGGGCGAUUGGGCGUUGAGGCAUAGGUGGCAUUUGUUCGUUGCUGGAUGGGCGGCGAGUAUGGGUGCCUCGUGGAUGAUCUUGAGAAGAAAUAAGACGCAGACCUUUGCGCAGAAGAUUGUCCAGGCUCGUGUAUAUGCACAAGGCAUUGCACUCACGGGUCUGUUAGCUGGUGCUGCAUUAUCGCAGAUGCAACCCGAGGAAGUAAAGAAGGAGAGUAGAGCCGACCAUUCUUGGGCACGCUUGCUCGAACAGCAAGAACGAGAAGCCGAAGCAAUAAAACAAACAGCACACGCUUAGAUACCUAGAUGCCCUACCCUACCCUUACUUCGCAUCCUCACGCUUUAUAUAUUCUACACCUAUUACGCACUCUACACAUACAUCUCCUAGAUGACCGGACUCGGGACUCUUUCUUGGAUAGAAGGGUUUUAUAGAGUUUAGACGGCCGUCCCAUCUCCAUUGCCAUUGGAUGUACUUUACGCUAGGAAAAUGUACCAUAAUUACUGCAUCCCGUCCACACGCCUAUAUAUCUGCAUGCUUUGUCAUUUAUC